AUGUUACAUAUUCUCUGCUUUUAUUUAUUGAUUGCUGUUAGUAGCGGAAUAAAUUAUGAUUUUUUAUUGGCCAAUGGACCAACACAUAUAAGUUCAAAUGAUACAUAUUAUUUUCCAUAUGGUGACCCAAAAUACGACAUAAAAUUUAAAUUAUUACAAGUGGAUCCUUAUACCGGUUUAUGGAUAGUAUUAUUGCAUGGUGAACCUGGUAGUGUGUUAGGCAUACAUCGUCAUUAUGAUCAGGUAUAUGGUUAUACACUAAAAGGAGCGUGGGGUUAUUUUGAACAUCCUGAAUGGUUAUCAAAACCGGGAGAUAUUGUACAUGAAACUCCAGGAUCAGUUCACACAUUAUAUAUUCAUCAAGAUUAUGGUGAUACUGAAGCAUUAUUUUUUGUAUGGGGUGCAUUAGAAUAUUUAGAUGAAUACGGCAAUAAAAUUUAUAUUGAAGAUUGGCAAUCAAUAUCGCAAAAAUAUGUUGACUACUGUGAAAAAAAUAAUUUACCAAUUGUCGAUGUUACUUAUCCGAAGCAAAAAGCUCCCGAAAUAACAUUUAAAGAAAAAAUCAGCAAAAAUGAAUUAUAA
Messenger RNA from Rotaria sp. Silwood2, 582 nucleotides. NCBI's taxonomy places the organism in Eukaryota, Metazoa, Rotifera, Eurotatoria, Philodinida, Philodinidae. The record is from the annotation of a GenBank genome assembly.